Panicum hallii is the source of this 1040-nucleotide messenger RNA. Its product is annotated as ribonuclease 1-like. Gene Ontology annotation, cellular component: extracellular region. Bases 214 to 1011 code for a protein of 265 amino acids. NCBI's taxonomy places the organism in Eukaryota, Viridiplantae, Streptophyta, Magnoliopsida, Poales, Poaceae. The record is from RefSeq and is a predicted model, not a curated record. Gene Ontology annotation, molecular function: RNA binding; ribonuclease T2 activity. Gene Ontology annotation, biological process: RNA catabolic process. The transcript has 2 exons.
AAUCCGUAAAGCCACUCCAACCAACCACUCCGAAUGAUGCCAGCUUAUUAUAGUCAGAAAUUCCACCCCAAACGGCCCCAGCAACCGUGUGAUAAUAAUGCCCUUUACCACGCGCGUGCUGAGCCUAUAAUUCCACUGCCGAGUCGCUGAACACUGAAUACAGAGCCCAGCCCAAGUAUCCUUGAGCUUCGGAAGCUUGAGAGCAGAGCAAGCAUGGCGCUCAACCACCACAGCUCCCUCGCCGUCCUCCUGCUUGCUCUCGCCGCCGCCUGCGCGGCAACGGAUUUCGAUUUCUUCUACCUUGUCCAGCAGUGGCCCGGCCCUUACUGCGACACCGAGGCCGGCUGCUGCUUCCCGGGCGACGAGAAGCCGGCGGCGGACUUCGGCAUCCACGGCCUCUGGCCGAACUACGCCGCGUGCCGCCCCGACGCCGCGACCCCGAACAGGACCAGCUGCUGGCCGGACUUCUGCAACGCCACGGACACUCUCAACCUGUCGCUUGUAAGUGUGUCAGAAUGGACAUCUCUUAAAUUGUCCCACGGCUCAGCAUCAGUGAUGGCAACGCGACCGUCCAAUGCGCAGAUCAAGGGCAUGGAGGCCGACCUGCGCCGGAGCUGGGGGACGCUGUCGUGCAAGAGCAAGGACGCCACGGACUUCUGGAGCCACGAGUGGAGCCGCCACGGCACCUGCUCCGGCAUGGGUCAGCACGCCUACUUCCGGUCCGCCUUAGACCUCAAGGCCCGGCUCGACCUCACCGGCGCCCUCCUCGACGCCGGGAUCGUGCCGUCGGACGAGGCGGAGUACUGCCUGGACCGUGUCCGGGCCGCCGUGGCCGCGGCGACGGGUGGUGCGGCGCCGAUGCUGGAGCUGGAGUGCAACCGGAGCGCGCGCAACGAGACGCAGCUGUACCAGGUGUACGUGUGCGUGGACCCCGACGGCCGGACCCUCGUCCACUGCCCGCUGCCGGCGCAGCGUGGCUGCACCGACAUGAUCAAGUUCCCACCGUUCUAGCACAAUGCUUUCGCGCGUUUUAGUCUUUC